AUGUCUCAAAAUUUUGAGAAAUCCGUAAAGGGGGCCACCAAGGUCAAGCUUGCGGCUCCUAAAUCAAAAUACAUCGAACACAUCCUGGUUGCGACCCAUACGGGCGAGGCGGGUGUUGCAGAGAUAUUCAGGACACUGCAAUUUCGACUGCGCGAUUCAACAUGGACGAUCGUGUUCAAGGCGCUAAUUGUUGUCCAUCUUAUGAUACGAGAGGGGCAAUUGGAUGCCACUUUACAAUACAUGGCGGAGAACCCUACCAAGUUAGCAAUCAGCGGAUACUCAGAAGUACAAUCACAAGGGCAUAACAUCCGAAGAUACGCCGAUUACCUUAUGGCGCGCGCAAAAGCGUUCGAAGCCACAAAGACCGAUUACGUCCGGAGCGGACAAGGACGAAUGAAGCGAUUGACAGUUGAAAAGGGUCUACUGAGAGAAACAGAGAUUGUUCAGAAGCAGAUCAAGGCUUUGUUACGCUGCGACCUUCUGACAGAUGAAGUGGAAAACGAAAUUACGCUCACGGCCUUCCGGUUGCUUACCUUGGACCUACUGACUCUAUACUCGGUCAUGAAUGAGGGUACAAUAAACGUUCUAGAGCAUUAUUUUGAGAUGUCGAGGCCGGACAGCGAGCGGGCUCUAGAGAUAUACAAGACCUUCACCGCACAGACGGAGGAGGUCGUGAAGUUCCUGGGUGUCGCUAGGCACUUUCAAUCUGCAACCAGAUUGGAAAUACCCAAACUCAAACACGCUUCGACGGACUUGACGCGCCUUCUUGAGGAUGAUCUCAAUGACCCUGAUUUCAACAUUCGCCGAAGGGAGUAUUUGGCUCGAAAAGGCGCAAAGAAUGGUGGAGCAGACACUGCGUUGAAGUCCAGUAUUACUGGGGGCCCUCAGAAUACCAGUAAUAUGAGUUCUGCCCCGAGCCGCCCACAAACAGAACCGAACCCGCAGAAGAAAACCAAUCCUGCGGACUUGAUUGACUUUUUCGAACCUAUCGAACCCAAUCCGCAGCCUACAGCACAACCAACAAAUUUCCAGCACCCGUACCAAGCACAGCAGCAACAGCAAACCAUGCCCUUCCAGCCAACGGGCUUCCAGCCGCAGCAGACAGGGCUCUAUACCCAACAGACGGGCUUCCAGCAACAGCCUCAAGGGGCCUCUUUUGGUCAACCGACCGGCUUUGGAGAACCCUUCCCUCAGCAGAAUAAUAACCAAUUUGGACAAGCACAAGCCCCUCAACCACUCCAGUCUAUGCCAACUGGGGCCGGAUUCGGCGGCUACUCGGCACAGCCGCAGACAUAUGGGUUCCAAACCCAUCUUAGCCCCAUACCGCAAAGCGGUGUCGCGUCAUUUUCUCAGCAGCAACAACCCGCAUUGGGUGUUCAGCAGCAGCCGCAACAACAAUCAACCAAUCCUUUUAGGCAGUCAAUGUUGAUGAGCACACCAACAGGGACUGCUGUGCCGGCGUCUCCGUUGAGCCGUCAAAACACGAACCCUUUUGCCAGACGCCUAUCGACGGUGAAUCCACAAGUCAGUUCAGGUCCUACUGAAGGGACUCAGAGUCCAGCGCAACAACCACUUCGGCCUCACCGAACAGGGACCAAUCCCUUUGCUCGGAGCUCCUCUGUUCCUCCCCAGCAAAGUCAAGGACUGCAGCCUCCAGCCGCAGCACCCUUACGGCCGAAUCCAACGGGAAGCACGAAUCCCUUCCGACAGAGUGCCUUUGUAAACCAACAAACCGGCCAGGGCUGGCAUGUCGGUGGUCAGCAGGGUACCAUGGGGGGACUUGAAAAGCUAGAAACAGUGCCAGUCUUUCCACGGCCCGGGAUGGCCUAG
Molecule: messenger RNA, 1830 nt
Organism: Aspergillus fumigatus Af293
Lineage: Eukaryota; Fungi; Ascomycota; Eurotiomycetes; Eurotiales; Aspergillaceae
Product: ENTH domain protein
Biological process (GO): clathrin-dependent endocytosis; vesicle budding from membrane; clathrin coat assembly
Cellular component (GO): clathrin-coated vesicle; clathrin-coated pit
Molecular function (GO): SNARE binding; phosphatidylinositol-4,5-bisphosphate binding; 1-phosphatidylinositol binding
Source: RefSeq, a predicted model, not a curated record